Trypanosoma theileri is the source of this 1044-nucleotide messenger RNA. RefSeq names its product fructose-1,6-bisphosphatase, cytosolic. Gene Ontology annotation, molecular function: fructose 1,6-bisphosphate 1-phosphatase activity. The record is from RefSeq and is a predicted model, not a curated record. The transcript has a single exon. Gene Ontology annotation, cellular component: cytosol; cytoplasm. NCBI's taxonomy places the organism in Eukaryota, Euglenozoa, Kinetoplastea, Trypanosomatida, Trypanosomatidae. Gene Ontology annotation, biological process: gluconeogenesis; sucrose biosynthetic process; fructose 6-phosphate metabolic process. Bases 1 to 1044 code for a protein of 347 amino acids.
AUGGACUCACGUGCACGAAUUCCGGACACGCUGACGCAGUUUCUGAUGCGCAGUCAGCCCACCAGUAGCCGAGGAGAUUUUACUUUACUGAUGAUAGCCAUUCAGACUGCUGUUAAAGUUAUUGAAAAGAAUAUUCGAUCAGCGGGAAUGCAAGGCCUCUUUGGAUACCUGCAAGAGAACAGUGCAAACGCUACUGGGGAUACACAAGCUAAGCUGGAUGUGGUGGCAAAUAACGCAUUUAAGGCAUAUCUAAUGGCGUCCACGUGCGUGUCAUUCCUGGGAAGUGAAGAGGAGGAAUCCCUUGUUUUGGUAGAUGGGGAUCAUCAAGGGGACUAUAUUAUUUUCUUUGAUCCACUUGAUGGUAGCAGUAAUAUCGACGCAAAUGUUUCGGUUGGUUCUAUUUGGGGGAUUUGGCGCCUUCCUCCGGGAAAACGAGUUUCAACUAUUGAAGAAGCAAAUGAAGCACUGAAGGAGUUAUGGGGUGAACGUCUUGUCUCUGCUGGUUACGCUAUGUAUGGUAGCGCUACAAACCUUGUACUGACUACAGGGCAUGGCGUGGAUGGAUUUACACUGGACCCCACAAUUGGUGAGUUUAUUCAUACCCAUCCUCAUAUCACACUUCCUCCUUCCAGGCCAAUUUACAGUGUAAAUGAGGGGAAUUACCGACUUUGGGAACCAUGGUUUCAGAAAUAUAUUCAAAAUGUCCACACUAAAACCAAAAAAGUAUACAGCGGUCGUUAUAUUGGUUCGAUGGUGGCGGAUGUUCACCGAACAUUACUCUAUGGAGGUAUAUUCUGCUACCCAAAUGACGCUAAAAGACCAGAAGGUAAACUACGCUUACUUUAUGAGGCUGCUCCCAUUGCAAUGCUGAUGGAACAAGCAGGCGGAAAGGCUUUGACUGGUAAAGGUCGAGUGCUUGAUGUUGUACCAGCCAAGCUUCACCAACGCGUUCCGGUUUACAUGGGUAGCCGACAUGAAGUGGACCUCUGCAUUUCAUAUCAACAACAUGAAAAACAACAGCAAAAAGGACGUAGCAAGCUGUAA